This is a messenger RNA of Protopterus annectens (West African lungfish), 1060 nucleotides long. Its product is annotated as troponin I, fast skeletal muscle-like. The transcript has 8 exons. The coding region runs from base 144 to 692 and encodes 182 amino acids. Gene Ontology annotation, biological process: muscle contraction. NCBI's taxonomy places the organism in Eukaryota, Metazoa, Chordata, Ceratodontiformes, Protopteridae. The record is from RefSeq and is a predicted model, not a curated record. Gene Ontology annotation, cellular component: troponin complex.
AAGCAGCAGUUUUGCUGAGCUAACAGGGAAAACCAUUUAUACCUCCUCUUCAAUAGAGUUGCCUGUGGCUUGCCAGUCAGUUUCAUCUCUCCCUCUGCAGCUGUCCUUUUCCCUUUGGUGCUAGGUAACACACACAUAUCAAAAUGGGAGAUGAGCAAAAGAAGAGCAAGGUGUCCGCAACAAGGCGGAACCAGCUGAAGAGCUUAAUGCUCCAAGUUGCCAAGUCAUUGCUGGAAAAAGAGGAAACAGAAAGAGAGAGCGAAAAGGCAUCAUACUUGGCUGAACACUGUCCACCCCUGGAAAUGGGUUAUAGCAUGCAGGACCUGCAGGAGCUUUGUAAACAACUUCAUGCUAAAAUUGAUGUUGUUGAUGAAGAGAGAUAUGACAUGGAACAGAAAGUGCUGAAGAGCACAAAGGAUGUUGAGGAGUUGAACCAGAGGGUGUUUGACCUGAAGGGUAAGUUUAAGAGGCCACCACUGCGUAGGGUGCGUAUGUCAGCUGAUGCCAUGUUGCGGGCUCUGCUGGGUUCCAAGCAUAAAGUUAAUCUGGACUUGAGAGCUAACCUGAAGCAGGUGAAGAAGGAAGACACAGAGAAAGAGAAGGACCUCCGUGAUGUGGGUGACUGGCGUAAGAAUAUUGAGGAGAAAGCCGGCAUGGAAGGCAGAAAGAAGAUGUUUGAGACCGAGGGUUAGACUUCUUAACGCCAUCAAUAGCAUUUUAAUCUUUGUAUGGAUCACAUGUAAGGCAACCCGGCUUGUGUCUCCUUCCAAACCAUCAAGUCUUAAGGUUUUAAAUCUCUUGUGCCUAAAAGAAACCAAUUACCAGCAAAUCUGCAUAUGUUUUCACGUCUGAUAAAAGAAUACACGGUCUGUACUUUGUCUGCUGCUGUUUUUAGUACUGAUGAAUAUCUCUGCGGCUUUGUGCAGCUUGAUACAUCUACCUGUCCUGGAUACCAAUACCAGGCAGCCUACAGUGAAACGUUUACUGCCUUGAACUGUGUAUUGAUGCAUCGUUACCUUGUAAAUAAAGUAUUUAAAGAUGGGUUGAAUUUUUAAACCUC